GCUCCCGCAGCACAUUUGUUGUAGCGCUCCGUCGUUGUUGACUUGUUUCGUCGUAGGCUCCGAUUGGACCGAUCUGAUCAGACUUUGAAUCGAUCGCUUUGAUUUCGAAACGCUGACUCUUAAUCCGGGAACUAGCCUAGUAUAUAGGAUCAGAUCAGAACAACGCUGACAUUAUUGAAAUAUACCCAAAAAACGGGCGAAAACGUGCGCUCUUACGUCGGUCGCGUGAGUGUGUGUUUGUGUGUGGUGAGUUCUCCUCAACCCCCCACCCCCCCGUCGCCCACGUCUCGCUCAGCGCGCAAAAGUAAAUUUUAGUGCAAAUAAAUUGCUUUGCUUAUCUCGAAGCGCGCGCUCGCAUGAUGAACGCAACUGUGUGCGUGCGUGUGUGCUUGUGGGGAGUGAGUGUGGCGAGUGUUGUUAAUUAAUUUACAAAAGUCGCUCCUGUUUGGCGAACAACAGAGAACAACAAUAACAAACAGCAGGCGAGGCAGUGCAAAAGUGCGAAAGCGUAAGAAAAACAAAAAACAACGCACGUCCUAACGGUAGUUGCAUGUGGGCCACUUCGCCCACCCAACCCCCCCACCCUUUUCCGGAAAACGAAAGUUCUUUUACAUGUAACACAACAACACUCUCAGAACGCAGAGAACGAGAGAGAGAGCGAAAAGCCCCAGAGCGUGAGAGGAGAGAGAGAGCCAUUUGGCCUUGAACUUGCGACGUUAUACAACCAAACUCAGGUGGAAGCGGCAGCGUCAACAUCGAUGUCAAUUCCCGUAAACUGCAUACAAUAAACCAAUGUACAAAUUCAUAAUAUAGGCGAACCGCGCAGGUUCUCUAGAACUAUUCACGGAUUACCACAGAAUGGCCGUUGAGCAUUGGCCAUAGAUCUUUUUUUGGAGAGAACAACUGCUGGGACAGUUGGCUCCCGGAACAGUACCAGCGUAAUCUUUUGUACCUGUUGUGUCGGCAAACUGCUGAAGGCAAGCUUCCCAAAGUUACCUGAGGACAAUUUAUACGGAAACAGAAUUAUAUAAAAUUAUAUACAACACACCUAUAUAGAUAUAUAUACACGAAGAAUUUGCCGUUUUGACAAGCCGUCCACUUACACAAGAACACAAAGAAGGGCUACUAUAUAGAUAAUAUAUAUAAAUAUGCCCCACGUCUGCCACAACAGGAAGAGCCACAGCAAUCCGCAGGGCAGCCACUAACAGAGUUUUCCGAAUAGCUGCCGGAAAAUUAGAGUAUCCAGCAAAUAAGCCAGCCAGUCGAGUGCAAGGACAUCUCAUCUCUGUUUCCAUCGCAGGAGGAUAGGAAAACUGUUGCCAUGGGUCGCAAAAAAAUUCAAAUAUCACGCAUCACCGAUGAACGCAAUCGGCAGGUGACCUUCAACAAGCGCAAGUUCGGCGUGAUGAAGAAGGCCUACGAGCUGUCCGUGCUCUGCGACUGCGAGAUCGCCCUGAUCAUCUUCUCGUCCAGCAACAAGCUGUACCAGUACGCCAGCACCGACAUGGAUCGCGUCCUGCUCAAGUACACCGAGUACAAUGAGCCCCACGAGUCCCUCACCAACAAGAACAUCAUCGAGAAGGAGAACAAGAACGGCGUGAUGUCGCCGGACUCACCUGAAGCCGAAACGGACUACACACUCACACCGCGAACGGAGGCCAAGUACAACAAGAUCGACGAGGAGUUCCAGAACAUGAUGCAGCGCAACCAGAUGGCCAUCGGCGGAGCGGGAUCGGCCCGCCAGCUGCCCAACAGCAGCUACACCCUGCCGGUUUCCGUUCCGGUGCCCGGUUCCUAUGGGGACAACCUGCUGCAGGCCAGCCCACAGAUGUCCCACACCAACAUCAGCCCACGUCCAUCGAGUUCGGAGACGGAUUCAGGUGGGAUGUCCCUGAUAAUCUAUCCAACGGGUUCCAUGCUGGAGAUGUCGAACGGCUAUCCGCAUUCACACUCGCCGCUUGUGGGAUCACCGAGUCCGGGUCCCAGUCCUGGCAUAGCCCACCACUUGUCCAUCAAGCAGCAGUCGCCGGGCAGCCAGAAUGGAAGAGCUUCCAAUCUAAGGGUCGUCAUACCGCCCACCAUCGCCCCCAUACCGCCCAACAUGUCAGCGCCAGACGAUGUGGCCUAUGCAGAUCAACGACAGAGUCAGACAUCGCUGAACACACCAGUGGUCACGCUGCAGACGCCUAUUCCCGCCCUCACGAGCUACUCCUUUGGGGCGCAGGACUUCUCCUCCUCGGGGGUGAUGAACAGCGCGGAUAUCAUGAGCCUCAACACCUGGCAUCAGGGCCUGGUGCCGCACUCUAGUCUCUCGCACCUGGCUGUCUCGAAUAGCACGCCGCCGCCCGCCACCUCACCCGUCUCCAUCAAGGUCAAGGCCGAGCCGCAGUCGCCGCCGCGAGAUCUCUCCGCCAGUGGUCAUCAGCAGAACAGCAAUGGCUCCACGGGCAGUGGCGGAUCCAGCAGCAGCACCAGUAGCAAUGCCAGCGGAGGAGGAGGCGGUGGUGGGGCAGGCGGUGUAUCCGUCAGCGCAGCCAAUGUCAUCACGCACUUGAACAACGUCAGUGUCCUGGCAGGAGGUCCUUCGGGGCCGGGAGGAGGAGCAGGGGGAGGCGGCAGCAAUGGGAAUGUCGAGCAGGCCACCAAUCUGAGCGUCCUGAGCCACGCGCAGCAACACCACCUGGUCAUGCCCAACUCGCGGCCCUCGUCCACGGGCCACCUAACACCCACUCCAGGGCAUGAUAAGUAUGAAGGAUAUCCGUACCGCGCGCUAAUGGGACAUAAUCCUAGAUGGAAUUUUGCCGGUGCGCCGAGCAGCGAGCAGGAUGUGCGUCUGGCCGCAGUGGCCGUGCAACAGCAGCAGCAGCAGCAACAACAGCAGCAGCAACAUCAGCAGCAGCAGCAACAACUGGGCGACUACGAUGCACCCAACCACAAACGGCCGAGAAUAUCGGGCGGAUGGGGCACAUAGCCGGCACGAGCUGCCGGUAGCAGCCACUACAAGCCACAUCAUAACAACAACAACAACAGCAACAACCACACCGGCUGCAGCAGCAACACCAGCUGCAACAGCAGCAACACCAUCAGCAGCAGCAGCAGCAACAAGAAGCCGGCGGAGUGCGAUGACCUGGCGAUGAUGCCGCCCCCGCCUCGCAAGGACUUGGCCCGCAGCCCCUACAGCCUCCUGCAGUCCGGCUACGACUGUUAUGGCCAGCAGCUGGCGGCGGUGGCCUAUGGAACGCAGCAGCACCCGUAGCCAUCGCGUCCUCCGUUUCCGGACCAGUGCAAUAGUUGAGAACGAGAGAGAGAGAGAGUUAGGAAGGAAACUGGAGGCAGUUUUGUUUUGUUUUCGGUUUAAGCGAACAGUGACAGUGUCAUAUCUAUAGUUAUUGUAACUUAAAUGAAUUACGAUUAUACACACACACACACACACCUACGGUAAUAGUUAUAAUUUUAAAUUAUAUUAACGCAGAGCAUCCUGCUGAGAGAUUCGAGCAGGCUAGAGUGUUGAGCUGAUUUAGUUUAGUUACCAAUUACAAAAUACACCUACGAGUACGGUUAAAGUUAAUGUUAAAUCUAAUCUUAGGACAAAAUGCUGCAGACAAAAAAGAAAAAAUGGGAAAAAAAAACAAAACGGAAACGAUGGAAAUGGAGAAGAGCUGCUCUUUAUGCUGUAAAUAUUUGAUUUUAGUGUCAUAAGUUUUAAACUUAGUUCGUAGGUAACUACGAGAUACGUAAACCAUACAAGUCAUACGAUGAGAAAAACGAUUGAGAAACUCUAAGCAAGAAAACACAGACCCUCAAGCAGAUAUGUACUCAGUGUUCGAUCAUAAUUUGUAGUUUUUUGUGCAAUUUAUCGUCAAUUUUUAGUUUUGUUCUAUGCACACAUACCUUUUAAACGGUUCGUCAUCGAACACGAACGAUUUGUUUUCUAGCUGGGUUGGUUUGCAUAAUUUGAACCGAGAUCGCAGCCCUUUGCAAGUACAUAUACACACACACACACUUUAUGAUUAUGAUUUAGUUUUGAUUUAAGCGAUUAUUUAAUAGACACUUUUCUCUUCAUCUCUUAAGCGAAACGAAGUCAUAAUUUGUAAUUUAAAUUUAAAGUGGAUUUCUAUUCAAUUUGAAGUGUUUCAAAUUCUUGUGCCUAAGUUUUUGUAUUUUUUACAUUUAAAUGCAGUUUGUAAAACAACAACAAUCGCAACCGCAACAACAACUCAACAAAAUAUAAUUUAAAUAAAAUUAUUAAA
Drosophila suzukii is the source of this 4250-nucleotide messenger RNA. RefSeq names its product myocyte enhancer factor 2 (gene Mef2). Gene Ontology annotation, biological process: positive regulation of transcription by RNA polymerase II. NCBI's taxonomy places the organism in Eukaryota, Metazoa, Arthropoda, Insecta, Diptera, Drosophilidae. Gene Ontology annotation, molecular function: DNA-binding transcription factor activity, RNA polymerase II-specific; protein dimerization activity; RNA polymerase II cis-regulatory region sequence-specific DNA binding. The record is from RefSeq and is a predicted model, not a curated record.